Molecule: messenger RNA, 1573 nt
Organism: Prorocentrum cordatum
Lineage: Eukaryota; Dinophyceae; Prorocentrales; Prorocentraceae
Source: the annotation of a GenBank genome assembly
AGAUGCCCUGGUGCCCCUCUGGGCGACGCGCCUCGGGCGCCCCCUCCGGCGCGCGCGCGGGCGGGCGCGGGGAUGAAGUGCAUCGGCUGCGGGGUCGCCAGGACCGGCCUCGGCAUCCUGGCGCAGCAGCAGGGCGGCCCCGACCUUGGCGGCGGAGAGGAGGCCGAGGCGGAGCUGCCGCCUGACGCCGCGGAGCAGGCGGGGCAGCUGGAGGCGCAGGCGCUCGCGGUCGUCGGGACGGGCGACUUCAAGAAGGCAGAGGCGCUCUUCCUGCGCGCGGCCCGGCUGCAGCCGCGCAGUGCGCGGCUCCACGAGGCCCGGGCGCAGUGCCUGCUGGAGCUGGAGGACCGACUUCGGCGAAGCUUGCGCGGCUGCCAGACGGUCGACGUGGCUGAGCCCCGAAUGGCCGGUUGGGCACCUGACCUUCGGGCGCGCGCUGCUGAACUUUGGGCGCCUGCAGGACGCGGCCGAGAGCCUCGAUUUUGCCUCCUCGCUGGCGGGCCAGGGCGCCGACGAAGAGCUGCGCGCGGAGACGGCCGAGGAGCUCGCCAGGGCGCGCGCGCUGCUGGAGAGGCAUUGGGCCGAGCUCCACGAUGUGCCCGUGCGAACGCCCGGUGGCGAGUUGCCCAUGCUGCGGAUCCGACAGUACCUGGACUGCGGUUACUGCAACCUCUCUGGGGAGCAGGGCCCAGGACCACGAGCGCCCUAUGGGCCGCCGCCGUGGUGCUGGCGGCCCACAUCGGGAGCGGCUGCCCGCCGGGGCGGGCCUCGUGGCGCGGCGCCCGCGUGCUGGAGCUGGGCGCUGGCACGGGGCUAGCGGGCCUUGCCGCGGCCGCGGCGGGCGCCUCCGCGCUGCUCACGGACCCCCAAACAGGGCUGCCAGUGAUGAACACCAACGUGGCCCUGAACCGUGCCGCCGUGAGCGGCGCGGGCGGCUCAGUGCAGGCGGUGGCCUACGACUGGCUGGACGACCCGCCAGCGGAGGUCGCGCAGGGUCACUGGGACGUGGUCCUGGCCGCAGACCUCGUUUACUCCUUCGCCUCCGUCGCCCCCUUCGUGGACGCCCUGGCGCGCCUGGUGCGCGGCGGCGGCCCCGGCGCCGCGGGCGGCGCGCCGGCGCUGUACGCCCACAACCCGCGCGCGGAGGAGCUGGACGCGGAGCUGAGGGAUGCCCUGAGGGCCCGUGGCCUGGGGGUGCGCGAGCUGCCGCUGCCCGAGCGGCUGGUGCCCGUCGGCCGCAUGGACCUCACCGCGCUGCGCCGCGUCGUGCUGUGGGCGGUCGAGGCGCAGCCUGGGGCCGCCGCCGACGCAGGCGCGUCGAAGCGGCAGUGCCGGUGAGCGGUGCCGUCUUGCUGCUCCUCCGCUGGUCCGUCCCCCCCUCUCUCUCUUUCCCAUCGUUGCCCCUCGCUUCCCUGCACUGAGCGCCGGCCCACCAAGGGAGGGGGCGACGUCGGGGAUGUGCGGCCUCGCUUCGCCGGGCGCAGGCCUACUGCAGGGCGUGCGCGCGCGAGGGAUAAAGGAGCCAGAGGGUGCGGACGCGUCUCAGGGAAACGUAAGACUCGAGUACGCCGGA